Molecule: messenger RNA, 1393 nt
Organism: Budorcas taxicolor (takin)
Lineage: Eukaryota; Metazoa; Chordata; Mammalia; Artiodactyla; Bovidae
Gene: TMEM185A
Product: transmembrane protein 185A
Exons: 8
Coding region: 404-1300 (298 amino acids)
Cellular component (GO): dendrite
Source: RefSeq, a predicted model, not a curated record
CUGGCACCAUGUACCCGCUGUAACGCGCAGACCGCGCUGCGCGGCGGGGCGGGGGGAGGAGGAGGAGGACGCCGCGGUGAGUUCUCCGCCAUGAACCUGAGGGGCCUCUUCCAGGACUUCAACCCGAGAAUGCAGCCCUUCCAUCGGAGAGCUGGGAACACCAUGACACCAAGCAGACUGUGGCUGCCUUGACUUUGCAGAUUGUGUGUGUCACAGAAAUAGUCACUGUCAAUAGUCAAGGCAGGGGCCAUGACUCCAAAUCUCCUUUCCAGCCUUUUGAUCUUGUAAAUUCCUCAUCUAUGCCUGUCUACUGCUGUUCUCUGUGUUGCUGGCCCUUCGUCUAGAUGGCAUCAUUCAGUGGAGUUACUGGGCUGUUUUUGCUCCAAUAUGGCUGUGGAAGUUAAUGGUCAUUGUUGGAGCCUCAGUUGGAACUGGAGUCUGGGCACGAAAUCCCCAGUAUCGAGCAGAAGGGGAAACAUGUGUGGAGUUCAAGGCCAUGCUAAUUGCAGUGGGCAUUCACUUGCUGCUGCUGAUGUUUGAAGUGCUGGUGUGCGACAGGAUUGAGAGAGGCAGCCACUUCUGGCUCCUGGUCUUCAUGCCACUCUUCUUCGUUUCCCCUGUGUCUGUGGCAGCUUGUGUUUGGGGCUUUCGCCAUGACAGGUCACUGGAGUUAGAAAUCCUGUGUUCUGUCAACAUUCUCCAGUUUAUAUUCAUUGCCUUAAGACUGGACAAGAUCAUUCACUGGCCCUGGCUUGUCGUGUGUGUCCCCCUGUGGAUUCUCAUGUCCUUUCUGUGUCUGGUGGUCCUCUACUACAUCGUGUGGUCCGUCCUGUUCCUGCGCUCCAUGGAUGUGAUCGCAGAGCAGAGGAGGACACACAUCACCAUGGCGCUAAGCUGGAUGACCAUCGUCGUGCCGCUCCUCACUUUCGAGAUCCUGCUGGUUCAUAAGCUGGACGGCCACAAUGCGUUCUCCUGUAUUCCCAUAUUUGUCCCCCUUUGGCUUUCCUUGAUCACUCUGAUGGCAACCACCUUCGGACAGAAAGGCGGAAACCACUGGUGGUUUGGGAUUCGCAAGGAUUUCUGUCAGUUUCUGCUUGAAAUCUGCCCGUUUUUGAGAGAAUAUGGAAACAUCUCCUACGACCUCCACCAUGAAGGUAGUGAGGAAACUGAAGAAACACCAGUUCCAGAACCUCCUAAGAUCGCUCCUAUGUUUCGAAAGAAGACCCGGGUGGUUAUCACCCAGAGCCCUGGGAAAUACGUCCUCCCACCUCCCAAAUUAAAUAUCGAAAUGCCAGAUUAGACCGUGCUGCUCCCAGGGUAGAUCAAGAGUGCACCUGGCCCGCCCUCUUUUCCACCUUCUUCUGCCUCUCCAUUCACCCCCUCCCUCCCACCC